AGGAGCCGUCAGGGAAGUGAUCACGCGCAUCAACAUUUGCACACCGAGGCUCCGAGAUCGGCCGUGAACUGCGUGUGCUGGCGGGCGCACAGGGGCUCUUCACUCGAUGGCCAGAGUAAACAGAUCUGGAAAGUUAAGCAGGAAAUCAUGCAAAAGUUUAGGUGUUAUGCUGAAAAUAACGGAGUCCUUCAAGCCAUGCCCAUCCUUCCACCGACACUCGUCGUCACUAGCAUCUGCUGCGUUCUGGAGUUCGAUUUUGUGGCACGCGUCAAGCCAUUUGAACCGGAGAGCCUCACAGUCAAUCUUCAGUUUCUUUCUUUCCUCUAUUUCCUUUUUCAGGUUGUGGAGUAA
This is a messenger RNA of Mesocestoides corti, 351 nucleotides long. The record is from the annotation of a GenBank genome assembly. Lineage: Eukaryota; Metazoa; Platyhelminthes; Cestoda; Cyclophyllidea; Mesocestoididae.